ACCAUUCAGUGCGGUUCAGAAGUAUGGGACCAACAUGUCGGAUAUAAGUUGUGUUGUUACAGAGGGCAGAGUAAAAUAUCGAGAUGGAAAAAAGUGGAAACCUCGUUGGUGUGUUUUACGAAAACCAUCUCCCGUCGCUGAUCAACUCAAUGUACAACUAUAUAAGGUGGACGUUAAAGAUGUUCACAAACGGCAACCAAAGGCAAACUUUAAUAUUGAGGGAUUCUUCGGUCUGGAGACAGGCUUCAGCUAUGACAAGGAGACCAAUGUCUUAGCCAUUGUCUGCCAGAAACAAGUCACGCUCUUUUCCUUUGAAAACAGGGACAACCUUAUACAGUUUGAGAUCAAAAUCAGAAGAAGCCUUGGGGAAGAGGACCAGUUUAAAGUGCAAGUGACCAAUGUUCCUAACAACAGUAAGCUGCCCUUGGACGUUCUGCGAAUGCACAUCCACCGGCAGAAGUUCUGCUUGACUAACGGUGCUCCUCCCAAAGUCUUGGCCAUCUGGCAGAUUUCAGACUUGCGGAAAUUUGGUGUGGUUGACAAAAAAUUCAUAUUCGAAGGUGGAUCAAAUUGUGGGAAAGGUGCUGGAGUCCAUGCUUUUACGUCGGAACAAGCAGAGUUGAUCAAUGAAAUCAUUAGCUUAGCCAGUCAAGGGAAAACAGCCAGCUGUAGAAAGUCUAUCAAACGAAGAUCACAGCUAUUUGACUACCAUUUGGAGCCACUCAACAGUUCCUUCAACGAUAACAGUCAGUAUAGAGAUUUCCCGAACUGGUCAAAUUGCACAGACCAAAACUUCUUUGACGACAAGCGUUCAAAACGGCACUCGUUGAGUUUCACUGACUUUUCCCAUGCAUCUGCUUACAACGAAAAACAUUUGCGAAACAAAAAUGAAUUUGAGACUGGGAGAAGAAAAUACUUGUUAUACGACGUUCCCCCUAGUCGAAUAAGGAAAGUGGAUAAUUCUAAUUUAUAUCUGAAUACUAAACAAUUUCAACAACCAACCCAUUGUGUAUCUCAAAAUUCUCAGGAACUCAAAAAUGUCUCGGAUAUUUUGUCUCAUAAACUCAGCAAAGAAUGUGUAGACAACAGAAUCGAGCAGUGGAUCGAGUCUGAAGCCUGCCUGAGCUCUGCCAGUGGACCGAGUUCCGACUCUCAGAUGAGUAUUUCAUCAGGAGAGAACUCUGUAUCUGCCCUAGGGCAGAUGGUGAAGGUGUCGGCCAGUGCUCCCUCUCUAUGUGGCUACGGGUUCUAUGGCAAUCAAUCGGAGGGCAGCAAAUCUAUUUCUGUGGCCUCAGUACCCUCCAGAAUUGAAGAGGAGACUGAACAAUGCCGGAGACUCGAGCUGGAAAAUCUUCAAAAAUCAGAAGAAGUACUGCAAAGGGAAAUCACUCUUUUGGAAGAAAUCAUGAUGGGUGUGAAGGAGAAACCUAAAGUGAAAACAACUGACCAUCUUGCAGAAAAACCACCACCAUUACCAAGGAAAAAAUCAAAGAACCAUCGUCGUGCCACAUUAAGUCCCAGACUCGACCGAUAUUCCACCAUUAGUUCACAGAGUAGUAUUUCGGGCUUUUCCGACAGUGUCCUUCUGAGUCCCAACUUGGUGUCGCGGCUACGCAAAAUUCCGUCUUUUUCCAAAAUGUCUGCUCCAUUGCCGUAUGUCAAUUUAGAGAAAUACGAUGGAGGGAGAGAUGUGGAUAAAUGUCAUGUGUACGUACGGAACCAGUCGGACGACGAUACCUGUAGCAUCCUGUCUCACAGAAGCGAGAGUUAUGACAGGGAAUCCAAAUCUCUAAGAGAUCGCUGUGUCAGAGGGGUAGAUGGUGAAUCUCACAAAAUUCCGAUUGAUCUCCCUGAGUCAAACUAUGCAAACACUGAAUGUAUAUACGCAAAUGAUUUUGCCGCCAAAGAAGCUGCCGCCCAACCACCUGCUUUACCUCCAAAGGGACCAGCACUCCUGAGGAAGAGUAGACCGUUCUGUCCCCCUCCCAUCCCUCCCGGAAAGCACAGAGCCCAUCUGUCUAAAAGAAAUAAGUAUUCCUCUCAAUAUUCAAGUCCUAGGCAAGGUGUAAAUCCAGUGAUGAGUCCAAUUCGGGAGCCAAAUUAUCUUCUUAUGGCAGGAGUGGAUGCCUCACCAAGAAGCAGAAGAAGGUCUGAAUUGGCUCUACGUGAUCCCCAUGGAAGUUCCUCUGAGCUGUCCAAUUAUAAGGAAGGUCCACUGAAAGUGAGGCUUCCAAAGAGAUCCUCUUCUUCUGCAGGAAAGGAAAAUUUGAAUCCCGAUGAUGUGUGCGGUUACAUGGAUAUGAGUGGGAUGUUUGAAGAUGAACGGGUAACACUGAAAUCCAGGGAUGAAGUGGAAUCUUCAGAUUCUCCUCAGAAGAUGUACACCCGAUCAAGCAGUGCUUCCUCAGUUGCAGAGAGUCGUUUCUCUCGCCCGGUGUUUCAUCAUUCUCUCAGUUUAAGUGAGACUCCCAGCAGUGCUGCUGGUACCCCUGUAAGGGAAGAAAACUAUCUGCUCAUGCAUCAUUUAACUAGUCAGAAGAAAUCAGUCCUUGAAAAUAUAAAGUCCCUAAAAAGUUAUGUUCAUAACGCUCAAACAGUGAGAGACUCUGUAAUUGUCGGAGAUGAUAAUGGAGCAGCCUCGCCAAAGAUUGAAAGACGUAACUCUGAAGACAAUUCCUCAAACAAAAACAUGUCACCAGAAAAAGCCAAAGAGGUGUUAAAAGGAAAAUCCUCUUUGCCUUUCCCAAACUUGAUCAAUUUCCAGAAACAUAAUAUUCUCAAAGAUUCUUCUCAGGAAGUUCAUAAAAGUGCCAGUACAACCUCAGUGCAAUCUGCACCAAAUGACAAAAGUACAGAAAACCCUGGAAAAAGUCCAGGAUUUCUUACCAGACUGAUCCGAAGGAAUUCGGGUAACAGGAAAAGCAUGUCUCAGAGUCAAGAAAAUCUUCUUAACUCUAGUUCUAGUGAGAGUUGUUUAGAAAAAACCUUAUCAAACAUUCAUGUGUGUAAGGAAAAUGCAAGUGUCAAGGAUCUCUCAACAUCAAGUGUGUCGUCUGCUGCCAACAGCAAUAUUGAACAGAACCAGUCUGAAGUUGUGGAAAGAAGAAGAUCCUCUAGCUUUCCAAACAGAAGUAGCUUUCUGGAGAUGAAUUCUACAGCUGCUGCCGCUGCUCCCAAAGACAAUUUUCAUCAAACUUCUCAAGAUUCAUUUUGCUCCAAUGGGACCACUGAUGACCACAGGCAUUUGAUAGGACCAGACCAAAUGACACAGUCCAAUGACACGGGAAGUACUGAAUCCAAUUCUACAAGCAGGACUGGCUACACAGGACCUUGUGAUGGACAAACAGAUUCGGAAGAUUCAGCAUCCAAAAGUAAUGCAGAGGGAAAAUGCAUGUCGCCCAAAUCCUUCCAGAAGUUUCGGAAGACCCAGGAAAUGGGAAUAUUUACUGUUUUGAGAGUGGAUGAACCGUCAUACAAAAUGCCACUGUGCCAGACCUCGAGCAAAACUGAUGAUGAAAAGCUGAUUGAUCUGAUGAAAUAUUCUAAAGUAAAGGACUAUUACGGUGAUACAGAUUCUGAGAAAACAAACUCAUUGAAAUCUGAUGAUUUCAAGCUGAACAUGUGCCCUAAGAAAGCAUUUUCACCUUAUGAAGAAGCUGCAGCUAUUGCUAAAUAUGUAGCUUCUUUGGCUCCAUUUGUACCCCCAAAGCAGAAGAACUACCAAAGUAGUGCUUUGUCCCCUGUUUUGGAGAAUGCUCCCUCCAAUGGAAAAGAGGAACUGUGGAAAGAUAAUAACACACUGGAUAAUAAAAGCAUCUCGUCAUUCAGAUCAGAGCACAGUUAUGCUCUGAUAGGACCAACAGAUACAGAUGAUUCGAUGUCUAAAACUUUGAAAGUUGCAGACGAGCCAGAGGAAUCAAUAUGGGUACCCAGACAAGCAGCUGUAAAAGAAGGAUCCCCAGCAUCUGUGAGCAGUACAGUGGAUGAUCAGGAUUCCCGGUCCACGGCUGUGGUGGUGGAGUUGGACCAGGACCACUCGUCUGAUGAUGAAAUUUCCCUGUCUUCUUACACCGACAGUAUCUGUAGUGAGAACGCCCUGAGGAACAGCCCAGCUUACACCGUCAUGAGGCCCAGGGCUGGAAACUGCUACAUUGUACUGGAGAGGAAGCGGCCAUUGAACGAGAGUCUCAGCUCCAGUCCCUCCCAAACCCCUCGCUCCCCCUCCAUGAAUUCCAGUGUAUUUACGUUUGAUCAAGUGUCCCAGUUUAGCGCUUUCAGCAAAGACCGAGAUUCUCCAAACCUGCCGAAAUUCUCUCGUUCAGAAAGUUUGUACUCAAAGUUUUCCGAGAGAACCUUUUCUAACAAAAUAUCAUACAUGAACUUUGAAACAAGUCCACCCUCAUCUCCGCCAUUUUCACAGUCAAUGUCACUUACGGGAGAACAACCGGAGCGUCAGUUGAAUUAUGCCGAGAUUGAUCUCCGCGAGAAACCAAUUCGUAAGAGUCGUAAAGCUUCUCAAAAGUCCCUAAAAAUGCAGAAAUCAACAUCCAUCGAGUAUGCAAUGAUUGACAUGGAGGCCACCAUUGCCAUUCAGAGAGCAGGACAGGAACACAAGAUGUUCCGCGUCGACAGUUUAAAGCGAUCGGACCAAAAAUUGUCCCUGUCCAUCCCAGAGCAUGGGACGGACUCUGAGGAUGUCCCAGAACCAUCACCCACCAGCACCAAAGACGAGGUGACCUCACAGGAGGGAAGCACAUACGGUUCUUUUCUGACCACCCACAAGUAUGUCAACGUUCCCCCACCAAAGGAAGAAGAGGCGAAGAAGGAGGAAAAAGAAGUCACCGAUCUUCCAGAGAAGAUCCUCUUGCCAAUUAGAGAAAACCAGGACACAUCCAGCAGUGAGAGCGAAGAUGAGGGAAAUACUGAUUCCUCCGAUAGUGAAGUCAUUAUCAUUGAGUAGAAGAUUGUAUCGUUUUAUGUUUAAAUUAUUUACCAGUAGGUUUACCAAUAGGCAGUGCCAAAGUAUUUCUGUAACAGAGUUGUCAUAUCUGUAAUCAAGACCAAUGCUAUUGUCAAACAAUUCAAAAUUUUUUGAAAUUGAUUUUACAUCUGAAAAAUAUUUAUUUGCUUUAUGUGAUGUUGUAAUAUUUCCACUAUGAAUGGUUUAGAAUUAAAACCAUUUAUGUUGCAGCUUAUAAUGUAUUUCAAAAUCAUAAAUUGAAAAUGAAGUUGUUGGGUUUUUUUUUUACAUUUUUGUUAAUUUUUUUUUUUUCAUACAUUCAAGUUUGUCUUUUUAUAAUUUUGUUUGAAAGCAAUUGUUAUCUGUAAAGUAGCUAGGCUUUACAGAGAAUUAUUUAUUUUAUCAAAUGACUGAGCAAUACAAAAUAGCAUGCUUUUUCUUAGAGCUUUAGAGCAUAGAUUGUCAUCUCCUAUACCUUGCUAUGCAUUCAAAUUAGGUCUGAUAACAAGCUUGAUAGUGCUUUAUCUCCCAGUUAUGGUGAAAAGAUGUCACAUUUUUACUUUGGUCAAAUGAAGGGAACUUUAGAAAUGGUAUUUGUUAUUCUUUUUGACAUCCAUAUUUAUAUUUUUGAAGUAUGUUGCCAAAAACCUGUUUGUUUACCCUUUUUUUUUUAUUAGUUUAUGAAAAAGAAACUGCCAAAAUUUGUGCUUAUGUUUACUAUGUGUGUGUGUGUGUUUGUGUGUGUAUGAUUGCUGUUCAUCAUACCGUAAUAUUUGUUGUGGACCAUAUACAUCUGUAGAGUAGGAUUUAAUGGUUGUCGUUAUAGUGGCAUAAUGAAUUAUUUCAUGUGGGGUCUUUUCCCCAUGAGGUGCUAUUUAUUUCAUCUUGGUUCAUUAUUCAUUUGCAUACCUCUCCCCCCUUUUUUGCAGGGAAGUAUUUCAUAUAACUUGUAUUGUACAUGUCACCAAUAUUAAUCAUUGUUGCGUUGUAGAGUUUAGAAGUCAAUUUAAUAUAUUUCUUGUGUAGUCAAAUGUGGAACUUUUCAGCUAUACUUGAAGCAAAAAAAAAACUAUUUUAAGUGAAUCAAAAUCCCAAGCCAGUUUAUGCAAAUUCAAAGAAUUUUAUGGAAUUCCUUUUCAUUUGUGGCAUGUUCUUUGUAUAAGGUUUGUUAUUAUGUACAUGUACAGUGUACCUUGAAAUCAUGGCACCAUGUUUAGAUGGGAAACGUUUUUGAAGUAUAUAUUUUUGAAACAUUUUAUGCCGAACACAGGGUCAGUAUUUUGUAAGCAUGCAAAUUAUUGCAUGGCUUUUCUUGUCCAAAUUGUGAGGUUGUCUUCCAUAAUAAUGAUUGUGUUUAUUUUUAUUUUCAUUUUUAGCCUGGCCAAAAUUUAAUGUUUGUGUGUCUUUAAAGUUUUGAUGUUUAAAGUUAUGAAUUGCCAACUCAUUUGCCAAGUGUAAUUGAUUCAGCUUUGUCAUAUUCAUUUUUUUUUGUAUGUGAAACUGCCUGAUGAAAUAUAGUUUUUAAUUUUUCCGGGGGGGGGGGGGGGGGGGG
This is a messenger RNA of Magallana angulata, 6512 nucleotides long. RefSeq lists its product as uncharacterized. The record is from RefSeq and is a predicted model, not a curated record. NCBI's taxonomy places the organism in Eukaryota, Metazoa, Mollusca, Bivalvia, Ostreida, Ostreidae. Gene Ontology annotation, molecular function: protein kinase binding. Gene Ontology annotation, biological process: positive regulation of protein tyrosine kinase activity; neuromuscular junction development.